UAAAUCAUUGUAUCAUUCUCAAUCUAUUCCAACAUGAGACCAUCUUCAAUCCAUUGUAACAUCAUGGUAUGCAACAAAACAACCAUUCUUAUAUGGCUUUUAUUUGCCGAUCUCAUUAGAAUUGCGUUUGCUUCUAUCGUUUCUACCGGAAAUUUCAACGAGGACUUCUAUAUAGCCUGGUCUCCUAGCCACAUAAACACAUCGCCCGACGGGCGAUCAAGGAGCGUAAAACUCGACCAGGAAUCAGGCUCAUCUUUCGUUUCGAACAAUAUGUUCUUGUUCGGGGAGAUCGAUAUGCAGAUCAAACUGAUACCAGGCUAUUCCGCGGGCACGGUUGUAGCCUUCUAUAUGACUUCUGAUCAACCUAAUAGAGACGAGAUCGACUUCGAAUUCCUCGGUAAUGUUACCGGUCAGCCGUAUAUCCUGCAAACAAAUGUGUUUGUUGAUGGCUUUGGAAACAGGGAGGAGAGGAUUUACUUGUGGUUUGACCCAACUAAAGAUUUCCACACAUAUUCAAUCCUCUGGAACUUAUAUCAGAUAGUGUUCAUGGUGGAUUGGGUGCCAAUUAGGGUGUACAGAAACCACGGAGACGAAGGAGUGCCGUUUCCAAGGUGGCAGCCAAUGUCGGUCAAGGCAAGCAUAUGGAACGGCGAUAGCUGGGCGACGCGCGGGGGCCGCGACAAGGUUGACUGGUCAAAGGGGCCCUUCAUAGCCUCAUUUAGGAACUACAAGAUUGAUGCUUGUGUGUGGAAGGGAAACCCUAGAUUCUGCAUGGUAGGGAACAAAACCAACUGGUGGAAUAACCCCAGUUUAAGAAGCCUUAGUUGGAGGCAAAGAAGGUUAUUUAGAUGGGCAAGGAAAUAUUACCUUGUAUAUGACUAUUGUCAUGACACAAAGAGGUUUCAAGAACAACUACCAAUGGAAUGCUCACUUCCAAAGUACUAAAUUUUUUUUUUUUAAAAAAAAAGCUUCCUUUUAUUUAUCACUUGGUAAUUGUUGGGUGCCCUAAAUAAUUGAAGAAAAAUAA
This is a messenger RNA of Ananas comosus (pineapple), 1027 nucleotides long. RefSeq names its product probable xyloglucan endotransglucosylase/hydrolase protein 10. The transcript has 4 exons. Gene Ontology annotation, cellular component: apoplast; cell wall. NCBI's taxonomy places the organism in Eukaryota, Viridiplantae, Streptophyta, Magnoliopsida, Poales, Bromeliaceae. Gene Ontology annotation, biological process: cell wall biogenesis; xyloglucan metabolic process. The coding region runs from base 34 to 945 and encodes 303 amino acids. Gene Ontology annotation, molecular function: hydrolase activity, hydrolyzing O-glycosyl compounds; xyloglucan:xyloglucosyl transferase activity. The record is from RefSeq and is a predicted model, not a curated record.